AGUAAAAUUGGAAGAGAUCGCUGCAGAUGAUUAUGAAGAGAUACAUGAUGGCUUCACUUACGCACCAAAAGAAGGCAAAAAAAGGCAUAGACGAAAGCAGAAGGAAGGAUUCUCUAAUGAAGAAGACGGUCAUAAAAGGGAAAAGAAAAAGAAUAAACAGAAUGCUGAGUAUUCCUCUUGUAGGGAAGAAUCCUCUGUAGAUGUUUGGGACUCUCAGAAAAGUUACAAGAAAAGAAAAAGAAAAGAAGUUAGCAGAAGAAAUAGCCUCACAGAAGGUAAGGAAGAGAGUCCUACUGACCAAUCUAAAAAGCUUAAAAAAACAGAGAGAGAGAAACAGUUGGCAGCAAAAAAGAAGGAUGAAAAGCAGACAAAAGCCACUGCAGCAAAGAUGUCUUUAGAACAGGCAAGUAAGAGCUCUUCUCUAAAUUCUGGUAAAGAUAACACAAAAAAAAUCACAACACGGUUAAGAAAAAAGAGUGUGAGAUCUUCAGAUUCCUCCAGCACGUCAUCUGACAGUGACAGCAGUGAAUUAAAUGUAAAGCAAAAUAAAUCUUCUCGUAAACCUGUAGAGGCAGCACUUCUCAAAGACAAAUCCCAAGCUGCUGCAAAUUCUGAUGCAAAACCUAGUGUUUCUGAUAAAAUGACUGUAAAAUCUCACACUGAAAAUUCCACUAAGACUGCGAUUAGUAAAAAUGCUAAAAAAUCCCAGUCCUCUACUUCAGAUUCUGACUCGAGUACAGAGGAUGAAGAAGCGGCAACAGCGCGAGACAGUGCAAAGGAAAAGUCACUGCCAAACAAUGCGGCAGCUGUAAAAGCCAGUGCCACCAAGGCUCCCAAAGCAACGACCUCCUCUUCAGAGUCCGACAGCUCAGAUUCAGAAACGCUUGUUAUUAAAAAACCCACAGCAAAUGCUGGACUGAGUAAUUCCGUAGUAAGGAACGGUACUAAACAGUUGCCAACCAGUAUUCAAGGACCACUUGCCAGCUCAGGUCGUGGAAGGGGGCGUGGAACAGGAGAGGAUAACUUCUGGAGAGGACCUAGGGGCCGUGGGUUUCGUGGGAUGAUGAGGGGCCAAGGCCGUGGGAGAGGAGCAAACCCGGGCUUCUUCUAUAACUACAGCAGUGAAGGCCCGAAACAGAGGCCGUUAAAUGAAGCUGUGACAAACACUUCUGUUCUUGUCCAGAAUCCUGUGGAGGUCCCCAAGCGAGACUAUAGCAUGUUACCUCUUCUGGCUGCUCCACCACAAGUGGGAGAAAGAAUUGCCUUUAAGCGCUUGGAACUAACGGAAAAUUACAGUCCUGAAGUUUCAGACUACAAGGAAGGAAAAAUAAUCGGUUGGAACGCUGAUAAAAAACAGAUCGAGCUUGAGAUCCUUUCUUCCUCAGCGGGACAAGCUGCUAAAGAGCCAGGGAAGUUCGAUCUGGUUUACCAGUCUGCAGAUGGAGCAGAACUGAUCGAGUACGCUGUUUCUCAGGACACAAAGAUAACCGAAAGUUGGGAUGCGCUGAUAGAGCCCAGAUUGAUCAUUGAGCCUCCAGUUAACGGAUCCAGCACUGAAAGUGGAACAAUCUAAGAUGUGAACAAAUGUAAAUAAUUGUAUGGACUUGUUUUGUGAAAUGCUGCCUUCUCCUUCAAGGGCAGCACAUGCACUGGUGGAUAUUUUUAAGAAAUGGUUUUAAGAAGAA
This is a messenger RNA of Apaloderma vittatum (bar-tailed trogon), 1685 nucleotides long. It is a transcript of the gene COIL, whose product is annotated as coilin. Gene Ontology annotation, molecular function: U1 snRNA binding; U2 snRNA binding. The transcript has 6 exons. Lineage: Eukaryota; Metazoa; Chordata; Aves; Trogoniformes; Trogonidae. The annotation marks the transcript as partial. The record is from RefSeq and is a predicted model, not a curated record. Gene Ontology annotation, cellular component: Cajal body. Gene Ontology annotation, biological process: spliceosomal snRNP assembly.